UGAAGCUUUUGUUUUCUUUUCACAUUUAGUUCAACAUCCACAUAAAGAUUGAAGGUGAAACAAUGGCGACUGCGUUUAUACACUCUGGGCUGUGAAAACCUUAGCUGAGGAUUGAUUGGUGACGUGACAUAAUGCAAACUUUAUCAAUUUCUUCGCAGAGUUCAAAUCUGGCAAACGCAACUGCCAGUCUCUCUCAGAAGCUUAACAAGAUGAUUGCCAGUGGCUUGCAAGACUACAGUUCUUGGAGGUCGUUGAUUUUGGAGAUUGAAACCAAAUAUCCAGAGGAUAUAAGUACCAUUUCCUUGGCUUAUGACACCCUUUUGUCAAAGUUCCCGUUGUGUCAUUGGCAUUUGGAGAAAUAUGCAUAUCACAAGGCGAAGUUAUGCAGCCCUCAGGAAGCUGUUAAUAUUUAUGAGCGAGGAUUGGGCAUGGGAAUGUAUUCAGUUGGUUUUUGGGUUGACUAUUUUACAUUUGGUGCAGCUUGCUUUGGAGACCCCGAGGAUGUUCGUCGAUUAUUUAGAAGAGCCAUCUCAUUUGUCGAUAAAGAUUACUAUUGUCAUGCCCUAUGGGACAAGUACAUGAGAUAUGAGUUCAAUUUAGAGGGGUGGAAUUUUCUUGCACAUUGUUACGCCCAAGCACUGAGUUUCACCUUUUACUUUAUGUUUCAACCUUCACCUGCAUCUUUGGAGCUUAAUCACUUCAAGCAGUUUGUAGCAAAUUUGAAAGAGGAGAUUGAGUAUGAAAACAAGAACUGCAUGGUGGAACAAGAGUCUGCUCCUUAUCCUGCAAUAGAAAUUUCUGCUGAUGAAAUCUCUCACAUCAUCAAGGAUUUGUUAGAUUCUCCAGAUAGUUCCAUCAAGUCAAAAGCUCUGGAUAAAUAUAGAUCUAUUGGUGAAGAAUUCUAUCAGAGGGCAUGCCAGAUAAAUGAAAAAAUAAAAUGCUUUGAGACAAAAAUUCAAAGGCGAUAUUUUUGUGCAAAGCCACUUGAUGAUGAUCAACUAGAGAAUUGGCAUCUCUAUCUUGAUUUUAUUGAGAAGCAAGAUGAUACGGACUGGGCCAUGAAACUGUAUGAGAGAUGCUUGAUACCUUGUGCCAGUUACCCUGAGUUCUGGAUGCGUUAUGUGGAGUUCUUGAAUUCUAAAGGAGGACAAGAAUUGGCGAUAUCUGCCCUAGAUCGGGCAACUAAAAUAUUUUUAAAGAAUGUUCCAGAGAUCCAUUUAUUUAAUGCAAAUUUUAAGGAACACAUAGGAGACAUUAAUGGUGCACGAGCUGCAUUGAGUCUGUGUAAUAUGGAAACUGAUUCCAGCUUCAUCAGCAGUGUUGUAACACUAGCCAAUUUGGAAAGACGCCUGGGAAAUUUUUCUGCAGCUACCGCUACAUACGAGAAAGCACUCAAAACUGCUAAGGAGAAAAGGAAGGCACACCUUCAUCCUAGUCUGUAUUUGCACUUUGCCCAGCUUACUCUCUUGACAACAGGUAGUGCAGCUGCUGCUAGAGAUAUACUAAUUAGAGGCGUACGAGAUGUGCCUCAUUGCAGAUUCCUUUUAGAGGAAUUGAUAAAAUUUGCAAUGACCCAUGAAGGACCAAGUCAUGUGAAUGUCAUUGAUCCAAUAAUAGGUGAUGCGAUCUCGAACGGAGUAUAUGAAUACAGAGGUUUGAGUGCCAAAGACCGAGAGGACAUAUCAAAUUUAUUCUUAGAGUUGGAUGUUUCUAUGGACAUGUUAUCUUGCUUUUCUCAGCUUAAUGAUUUAUUGAGCUGUAUUUCUGUGUUUGUCAAUCUUUGUGGAACUGCACAUGAUAUAAGAAAAGCUUGGAAUCGCCAUAUUCGAUCAUUUCCCAUGUUCCUGAGGAUGAAGAUGACCCCAUAUAAGAAUUCCAAAUCCUCCUCCUCAAAUGAUUUGGAAAAAAAGGAAACUCCUAAAAAGUUGUCCUCUCUCGAAGGCCACGACAAUAAUGCUACCAAAGAUUUAAGUUUGUCCAAAAAUGAUGGACUUCUUCAGCCCAACGGGCGGGCUAACGAGCUCUCGUGCAAAUCUAUUGUUGCUAGUGAUCAAGAAAAACAAGAACUUGAUGUUAACUCUGGAUUAGCCUCACACUCAGAAGAAGAAAACACUUUAGUAAUCCCUCAGAAGUCAACCCAGGGUGUCAGAAAGUCAACAGAACCAGAUAAUAAUGUCUCUGUUGAGACUAAACACGAGCAAGAUCAAAAUCGGUCCAGACAAAAACCGCAACAACUAAGGAAUGUUCAAGACGAUCCAGAAACUAACUGGGAGGUGGGCCCAUCUGAAGGACCACCUGCACCGGCAGCACCGAAUCAAAAUGCUUCUUAUAAUACUAAUGAACAGUCGUGGCAAGCUCAAGCACAGAUGUUUUACCAUUACCAGCAGCAACAAUUACUUCAGCAGCAGUAUCAGCAACAGCUGCAAAUGCAGAGUGCUUACUCUCAGAUGCAGUACAAUUAUUACAACCAACAGCCCUAUCAAAUACAGCCACAUCAGCAACAGUUCAGCCAGCAGCCAGUGGUGCCACAUCAGCAAAGCCAGCAUUUGCCACAUCAGCAAGGUCAGGAACAAUAUCAUCAGUCGUAUCAACAAAUGGCUUAUCAACAACAACAACAGGAACAACAGAUGCUUUUGCAGCAGUAUCAGCAAUAUCAUGGUAACCAGCAUAUACCACAUCAGCAGCAGCUGAAGGAAAGGCCUGGAUUUGUGCAAGAAAAUCAGCAGAAUUCAAUUCAGAAUAUGAGCCAAAAUCAACAGGGUUCUAGGAAGACCCCACCAGAAAUCGAUGCUACAGCUCAAUCAUCAGAAUCUCCACAUCCGAGGGCUCAAUCGCCGCGAGAACUCCAAUAACUUCAGAAAGCUGAACCAUAUCAUAUGGAUCCUUAAUUUGGCAAGAAAAGAGGAAUGGAAGGAGGUGAUCUACUGGACCAAUUCAAAGAUAAUUGCAAAAGCACUUAACAAAUUGAGAACCCUUGCAGAUCCAGAAAAUUCUCAGGUGCAGGAUAUUUUUGGUCUAGAUUAUUUGCUUCAUGUUCUUUUUGGAUUGUCAAAGCUUAAUAGUGCUUUUUAGAUGUUUUUUUAGUAGUUUGUGGUGAGUAUUGGGAGCAACAUGUAUUGGCUCUCACUGUGUACUCUUUUACCAACAAUUGUUAGUUGGUAUUUUCAGUUCCAGUUGGUCUCAGAAUUUGUAUAGUACUCUUCUUGUUGAGUUUAAUUAAUGAAUGGUUUAUCGUUUGAAAAAAAA
Molecule: messenger RNA, 3246 nt
Organism: Striga asiatica
Lineage: Eukaryota; Viridiplantae; Streptophyta; Magnoliopsida; Lamiales; Orobanchaceae
Source: the annotation of a GenBank genome assembly